Fimicolochytrium jonesii is the source of this 4174-nucleotide messenger RNA. RefSeq lists its product as uncharacterized. Bases 160 to 3858 code for a protein of 1232 amino acids. Gene Ontology annotation, biological process: phosphorylation; phosphorelay signal transduction system. NCBI's taxonomy places the organism in Eukaryota, Fungi, Chytridiomycota, Chytridiomycetes, Spizellomycetales, Powellomycetaceae. The transcript has 8 exons. The record is from RefSeq and is a predicted model, not a curated record. Gene Ontology annotation, molecular function: phosphorelay sensor kinase activity.
CGACCUUGACAUAGGUCUGGCUGCUAGUGUGCAAAGAGCCUUCGCACCCGCACUGAGGUGACUAAGCCGGCCCGUUCGCGGGCUCUCUCAGCUCGGCUUCAGCAGUUGGACGUGCCUUGAGAACUAGACUACAUAAACCACAAUAGAGGACUGAACAGGAUGGGACUUGGGAACUACAUCCGGGACAUAUCGUCUUCCAUCGGCGCGAAGGUGAAGGAUCAACCGUCGCAAUCAUUGGAACAAGCUUCUAUGCACAACGGCUCUGUAGAAAUGAGAUAUUCGAACGAUGAUCCUGCCAUUAUCUGCGGUGCUGAUGGACAGGUUCGAUGGACGUCACAGGCAGUGUCCCGACUACUCGCGUGGAGACAGGAAAGCCUCGCGAAACAACCGUCAUCACUAUCAGGAGACAUGCCAAAGAAUCUUGGUGACACGCACGUCUCGGUUGACGAGUUGCAACACCUAUCAACACUGGACGUGCCGCAGUGUAUAGCGAAAAAUCGGAGUGACGGCGCAACCAUCUACGUACUGCAGAAAGUAACAGCGCUGAAAGCUGAUGACCGAUCACGAGCGAACGAAUCUAACGCCUCUGGCUUCUUGGUGGAGCUACGGGACGUGAACGACGUAGUCCGAGGGAUGGGUAUGCCGGCCUUACAACUAGCGACACCACAAGCGCCACGAUUACACAAUCAGGCUACGUCUUCGUCCCUUCAGCGGUCGUCUUCCGACUCAUGGGAGACCACCGUCGAGAAUACCGAUGACUUUGCGGCCGAUGCAACAUCCAGUAAAACAGCUACACUCGCACGGGAUUCCGACGAAGUGUACCACUCGGUAGUUGAGAAAUCUGACCUUGUGAUGCAUCACAUUACGGAUGCCAUAUUUGGCUCGACAGGAGACGAGCAGAAUAAUGUGCUCGUUCAGACACUGUGCGCCGCUUUAGGCCAGGUCUCCACAUCUGUUCAUGCCGCCUUUGUCGGUCGAUACAUCACCCGGACAACCUCAAGAGCUGAUAAGGGGGAGUUGAUCACCUCCCUGACACCACCGGUCGACUACUAUUCUCUGAUCUCCAGAAGACCCUCAGACGAUAAUGUCCUUCCGGAUAGCAUCAUUGGCUUCACAGGCACCGCAUAUGUCGAAGGAAAAGGUCAAAUCGACCUUGGGAUCGUCCCACAGCUACACCGCUCCUUUAUUCACGCUCUGCAUUCCACAAUACCCAGCAUCAUCCCCGCAAGCGAACUCUCUGUAGUUCCCAAGUCUACAUCGUUCUGCCAGCCUGAAGACUCCAUAUGUCUAAUCGGGCUGCAUGACCUUGUGGGUCACCCAAUAGGUGGACUGGGCAUCGCAUACAGAAGCUCGUCGAUAAACUCAGCUGAUGAGGAUGAGGAUGAGCUGAUUGCAAUCGUCAAGAGCGUCUUGAACCAACUAGCUCCGAAGGUUGCAAAGCAAAUCACUCUGACUUUGGAGAUGCUUCGUCUGAAGAAAGAGAAGCUCGAGACGGAAGUGGCUACCAAGUCUAAAUCACAUUUCUUGGCCAACAUGAGUCAUGAGAUCCGUACACCUGUAUCGGCAAUCAUCGGUCUGACUGACAUGAUCUUGUGGGAUGAACGGAACCUAUCAAAUGACAACCGAGGGCGUCUUGAGCUCAUCAGCUCGUCAGGCGAGCAUUUGCUAGCGGUUAUCAACGGGAUCCUCGAUUUCAGCAAAAUCGGAGACGAGGACGUUAAGUUCCAGCUGAAGUCACAACCUCUCAAACUGAGGAAAUGUAUCAAGGAGGCUGUUCAACUGGCAGCGCUGUCACCGGCCGCCUCAAGAAAGAGUAUCCGAAUCAUUGCCAAGCAUCGCGAGCUCUCAGCCCAACAGUCCGGACUGAUCGGAUCCGCACCCACAUCAGUCUCUAAGUCGCCAACAGCUGCAGCAACAAAUCUAGUUCCACCGGUCAGGAGGACGUCAUCGCGCUCAUUAGACGAUGAGAAGGAUGUCAAGUUCCAUGACACGUCUCUAGCGUUCUUUUGGAGCGUUGCGGACGAUGUACCGGAUUGGGUCAUCGGCGAUGUGACUAGGAUUCGGCAGGUCAUGUUGAACUUGAUGACCAAUGCUCUUAAGUUCACGAGCCAGGGUUUCGUUUCAUUCAACGUUCGCCGCCUUGCAAAGCAACCGGAAGGCAACCCGGGUGCCCCGCCCGGCAGUUCCUCCUUUGCUGGUGAGCAUCACCCUUUGAAGCCAUCAGCAUCUGGGUCAGAUGCGGAAACAAGAGCUACGCUGUCACCGCCUACCCCGCCCACAACGCGACGAUCCUCUACAUCCUUGUGCCUGGCAGAUUUAAAGGAGGACAUAGACAAGGGAGAUGCGGCCGUCCUCCUGUUCACCGUCCAAGACUCUGGCUGUGGUAUUCCGAAGGACAAGCUGAACUCCCUUUUCAAGCCAUACUCCCAGCUGGACAACCCGAACAACAUGGACUCGACUGUCGGCACCGGGCUAGGUCUCGCGAUUUCCUCCCAACUUGUCGAGAUGAUGGGCGGCCAGAUCUGGGUCGAGUCCUCGCUUUCGGUUGGGUCCAAAUUCUCCUUCUGUGUGCCUUUCCCGAUCGGAGAGCCGGCUGCUUCCUCGUCGUCGGGGCGAUCGUCACCUGAUGAGGAAACGGAAGUGGAAGCGCAGUCUCCUGAACCUGUCAAAAUCACACCGAACAAACCUGCGCCUACCAAACUCGCCGCGAGGAAAGCCAUCCCGCGUCCUGCUUCAGCGCAACGCAACCCCAGCGCCUCAAGUCUGAAAGGCGACGAGUCAAAUGCAAGGCAGAUGGGGGGCCGAAGUGAUGACGAUUCCACCUCAACGGAUUCCGAGUAUUCCGGCCUGAACAACAGCCAGAAUGUGAACGCGACCACGGCAGACACGUCGGCAUACCACGAGGAUAUGCGGUCGUUGAUGGAGAAGCAACAUCUGGUUAACAGCGCGGCGUCGGAAGACUCGUUGCCUUCAGACGCGGGAUCUACUCCUACGACGAAGAUUCGGCGCUCGGCGACACGCAGGACACGGCCGUCGUUGGCCGAUACGGAAAGAAGGAAUGCGGCGAAUGAUAUGAGCAAGACAUAUCCUUUGCGGAUUCUGGUGGCUGAAGAUAACGCGAUCAACCAACAGAUCGCACUGACCUUGCUGAAAAACAUGGGUUACAGCGCGGACCUAGCCAAGGACGGCCUCGAAGUCCUCGAGAAAGUCAAGAGCAUGUCCACAUACGACCUGAUCCUGAUGGACCUCUCCAUGCCGAAGAUGGGCGGCAUUGAAGCAAUGCAAGAGCUCAUCAAGCGGUGGGACGAAGAGGAAGAGCAAAUCCGCCGGCAACUCGAGUCCGAUCAAGAGGAAUUCGGUGCAGUGCCACCUUCUCCAAUGUCGCCACCCCUGGCGAAUACAUCGCUUCCGCGAUCCUCUUCAAGGGCUUCAACGAUGUCCGGCCAGGAAGUGCAGACGGGCGCGUUCCCGAGGAGGCCGGUCGUCAUUGCGCUAACGGCGUCCGGAACCGCUGCGGAUUUCGAAAAGUGUCGUGAUGUAGGCAUGCAAGACUGGCUCAACAAGCCCUUCCGCCGCCUUGAAAUGCAAUCCAAAAUCGUCCUGCAUUUCGCCCACCUCAAGAAGGCACAAACACCUCUAUCGCCUCCCGAAGGGCCUCUCGGAGCACCAGUACGCGCGCAUGGACGCAGCGUAUCCCAAACUAGCAUAUCGAACCCGUUAUCUAUUCCUUACCCAAUACCUAAAGCCUCGGCAUCCACAUCGUCACUCAACCUGGCUUCGCCUGAGGGACGCGAGGCGGCUUCGUCGGCUGAGGAGAUAUCUCCGUCGCGUGCGCCGACUGCUAUGGUAUCACAGUAGGGAGUAACCCCUACCUAACCAGCGCGUGUAUAUUAUACUCCCUGCGAUGUCUCGUGGCAUUUGGGACGUCCCUUCAUCCUCCCACCCCUAACACACAUCCGACCCUUUCUCCCUGCAUAAAGACAUCUUGUAUUUAGUCAUCCGUGGUUGACCAUGAUUUUGGGUUUGUUUGUAAUUUGAUUUUUUUCUUGGGGGUUUCAUUUCUUAAUCAUGAACCGAUCAAAAUCAAUCAAUACCUAUUCAGGGUUGCUUUGGGUCUCUGUGCGUGGCUGGUGAUUCGGAAUCAUGUUGGGUUCUAGGCCUCUAGAUUAGUACA